Cynara cardunculus var. scolymus (artichoke) is the source of this 1734-nucleotide messenger RNA. RefSeq names its product zinc finger CCCH domain-containing protein 11-like. Gene Ontology annotation, molecular function: mRNA binding; metal ion binding. Gene Ontology annotation, cellular component: cytosol. The transcript has 9 exons. Gene Ontology annotation, biological process: cytoplasmic translation. The record is from RefSeq and is a predicted model, not a curated record. The coding region runs from base 179 to 1240 and encodes 353 amino acids. NCBI's taxonomy places the organism in Eukaryota, Viridiplantae, Streptophyta, Magnoliopsida, Asterales, Asteraceae.
GGAUUUUUAGUUCUUACGUGAGAGAACUGGUUCAUAGAAAACCCUAGUCAGUAUAUAGAGAUCAUCGAUUCGUCAAACAGUUGAUUGAUAGUUCCUUCGUUCAAUCAAUUCGAUCAAUAUUCUCGUACAUACACAAAGUUAGGAUACUAAAAGUUUGAAUUUGUGCUGCUUUAAGAGGAUGCCUCCGAAACAAUCAAAAGCGGAUUUAGCGAAGAAGCAGAAAAUUGUGGAGGACAAGACAUUUGGGCUUAAGAACAAGAAUAAGAGCAAGAAUGUUCAAAAGUACGUGCAAUCGCUUCAGCAGAACGUACAACCUAAACCCGAUGCUUCCAAGCUUGCAGCUAAGAAAAAGAAAGAGGAGGAGAAGGCUAGAGAGAAGGAAUUGAAUGACCUGUUUAAGAUUGCUGUUGUUCAACCGAAAGUACCUGUUGGGGUUGAUCCAAAGUCCAUAUUGUGCGAGUUCUUCAAGGCUGGUCAGUGUGCAAAAGGCUUCAAAUGCAAGUUUUCUCAUGAUCUGAAUAUACAGCGGAAGGGUGAGAAGAUUGACAUUUUCAGUGAUAAGCGUGAUGAAGGAACAAUGGAGGAUUGGGAUCAAGAAACAUUGGAGAAGGUUGUGGCAUCAAAAGGGAAAGAGUACAACCAGAAUAAACCGACUGAUAUUGUUUGCAAGCACUUCCUUGAAGCAGUGGAGAAGAAACAAUAUGGCUGGUUCUGGGUUUGUCCCAAUGGUAACAAAGAGUGUCAUUACAGGCAUGCUCUCCCUCCAGGUUACAUUCUGAAGUCACAAAUGAAGGCACUUUUAGAAGAAGAAGCUAACAAGCUAGCUAUUGAGGAUGAGAUUGAGGAUCAGCGUGCAAAAGUGAAAACUACAACUCCAAUGACUACUGAUCUCUUUAUGAAGUGGAAGAGGAAGAAGUUGGAAGAAAGAGAUGCUGGCCUGGCUGCUCAAAGAGCAGAGAGGGCUAAGAAUGACCGCAUGAGUGGUCGCGAGUUGUUUCUUUCUGAUGCUAGUGUGUUUGUGGAUGAUGCUGAGGCUUAUGAGAAGUACAACCGAGAAGAAAAGGCACAAGACGGUUCAUCUACAGGCGGACCAAGCACGUCCACAAGCAUAGCUGCUGUUUCUGAAGACGGGAAUUCUGAAAUUGAUGAAGACGAUGAUGAUCUGGAUAUGGAUGAAUUGAAUGAACUAGAAGCAAGCUUGUCUAAAACAUCUAUCCAAAUUCAAGAGCCCAGAAAAUAGGUCUCGGUUUGCAUUUGCAGCAGGGAGAACUUGGAAUAGAGACACCAUUCACACCGUUCUUGAUGGCUGAGGGACCAAUGCAGUGGGGGCUGUCCCGAGGUUGUGUAUUUGUAUGCCCUUGUGCAAAAUUAUGAGCCAUAAGGUAAGAAAAAUAAAGACCAAGGGGCCAUUUACCAAUGCUCACCGGAUAAGAUUCACGAUCCUCACGGUAAGUGAGAUGGUGACUUUUACCCGGUUAACGUCUCUUGUGGAUCCGUUUAAAGGCGAGUCUACUACGCAUCUGAAUGCUCGUACAUUCAGAGACUUGACAAAUGCUGAAAAGUCCAGGGACCUUGAAGCCAAGCCAUUCACCAACACUUGGUUUCAAUGAUUCGCCAAAUGGAAGAAGAUGCUUGCACUAUGCUGCAUGUUAUGGCCACUCUCAUGGUCUUGAAACCACUGUUUCCACUGCAUUUAACAUGCCUGUCAGGCAUGUGUGUACUAAGUGUGUGUUU